Molecule: messenger RNA, 1158 nt
Organism: Australozyma saopauloensis
Lineage: Eukaryota; Fungi; Ascomycota; Pichiomycetes; Serinales; Metschnikowiaceae
Product: threonylcarbamoyladenylate synthase
Exons: 1
Coding region: 1-1158 (385 amino acids)
Biological process (GO): regulation of translational fidelity
Cellular component (GO): cytoplasm
Molecular function (GO): nucleotidyltransferase activity; double-stranded RNA binding; tRNA binding
Source: RefSeq, a predicted model, not a curated record
AUGUUGCGACAUUUGCGUCUCAAAAUACCAAAAAUGUCGAUUUCCACUCGCAUAUUGCCCGCAGACCCGCGGUCCAUUUCCUUUAUCGGUGACGUUCCUGUCUUUUCCGAUAAAGUCACAGAAACAAACUUGCAUCUAGCGGCAAAGGAAGUUGCUAAAUCUGGCUCGGUCGUUGCCUUCCCUACCGAAACCGUCUAUGGACUUGGAGGCUCGGCAUUGGAGGACUCUUCAGUGGAGGCCAUCUAUGCUGCAAAAAAUCGUCCAGCAGACAACCCUUUAAUCGUGCAUGUCUCAUCUUUGGAACAGGUGGGACGGCUUAUUCUCACACAACUGCAUAAGAUUCCGUCUGUUUAUGAUGAGCUUAUUUCAAAAUUCUGGCCAGGCCCUUUAACCAUUCUUCUACCAAUUGAGGAGGGGAGUCCUGUGCUGAACUUGGUAACUGCUGGUCAGAAAACUGUUGGAGUUCGCAUGCCUAGUAACAAUAUUGCACGGGCCCUCAUAGCAUUAAGCGAUACGCCUCUCGCGGCACCAUCUGCGAAUGCAUCUACUCGUCCCAGUCCGACUCUUGCUAGCCAUGUAGAAGCCGAUUUGAAGGGUAAGAUCCCUAUAAUUUUGGAUGGAGGCGCAUGUAGUGUCGGGGUGGAGUCAACCGUUGUUGAUGGCCUCUGUAGUCCCCCUAUGUUACUUCGGCCUGGUGGUGUAUCGCCUGAAGAGGUGAAGCAGUACGGUGGAAAGCAAUGGCUGGACCUUGUGUUGGCCAAGAAGACGGCAGGCAAAAUGGAGCCCGUAAGAACUCCAGGAAUGAAGUACCGUCACUAUUCGCCCAGCGCCAAGGUUGUUUUGUUCAAUAAUUGUGGUGAUGGUCGCCAUGCUGUACAGAAGUACAUGGAGCAUAAGCAAUGCAAAGUGGCAUUGUUGCGAACCAAAAAGUUCUGCUCUGCGGCUGACAUGGGCUAUAGCGAUUUUGUUGAAAGAAAUAUGGGCACGACCGCUGUUGAGAUUGCACGCAAUUUGUUCAAGGACUUGCGUGCUGUUGACGAAAUGGGCGUGGAGUUGAUCCUCGUGGAGGGAAUAGAUGAGGUGGACGAUGGCCUUGCGGUAAUGAACAGACUCAGCAAGGCUGCAAGCGAGACCAUCGAUGGAGCCGACCUUCAGUAG